This is a messenger RNA of Sinocyclocheilus rhinocerous, 1073 nucleotides long. Its product is annotated as prostaglandin E synthase 2-like. The transcript is spliced from 6 exons. The record is from RefSeq and is a predicted model, not a curated record. NCBI's taxonomy places the organism in Eukaryota, Metazoa, Chordata, Actinopteri, Cypriniformes, Cyprinidae. Gene Ontology annotation, molecular function: prostaglandin-E synthase activity. Gene Ontology annotation, cellular component: mitochondrion. Bases 33 to 1073 code for a protein of 346 amino acids.
UGCCGUAGAAUUGUGGGAGUUUAUGUAAAAUCAUGAUGGCGGCGGCCUGUGCGAGAACGCUUAGUAAGGUCGCCCGGUUAGUUUUAGACACGCCGACAUGCCGUCUAACAAACACCGCAGCAUUAGUGCCGAGAAUCUCCAUGAGAUGCCAAGGAAGGGCUUACGGUACCGGCGGAGCGGGAUUUAGAUCCAGAACGUUGCUCGCUGCGCCGGUGCGUGGCAGUGGGAGAGUCCUGGGAUGCGCCUUCUUGCUCGGUGGUGGUUUCGGCUUGUACCAGACCGUCAAACUCACGCUUCAGCGUCACCUUGCAGAGGAAAAAUCAAAUGCACCUGAGCUGGGGACAGAUCUGAAGUUGACUCUGUAUCAGUAUAAGACCUGCCCGUUUUGCAGUAAGGUGCGAGCCUUCCUGGAUUGUCAUGGUCUGCCAUAUGAAAUUGUGGAGGUCAAUCCCGUCAUGCGACAGGAGAUCAAGUGGUCCACUUACAGAAAAGUUCCCAUCCUGAUGGUGAACGGGACGUUGCAACUCAAUGAUUCUUCUGUAAUAAUAAGUGUUUUGAAGACAUACCUGGUCAGCAGGGAAAAAACAAUAUCUGAGAUUCUCACUUGUUAUCCUGAGAUGAAGGCAAAAAAUGACAGUGGAAAAGACGUGAUAGAGUUUGGCAAUAAGUACUGGGUCAUGGUUCAAGACACAGACGCUGAUCGUCUAUAUCCUGGAAAAGACACCAGAAAAGAGGAGAUUAAAUGGCGGAAAUGGGCAGAUGAGUGGCUGGUGCACCUAAUUUCCCCAAAUGUUUACCGCACGCCGACUGAAGCCCUUGCAUCCUUUGAUUACAUAGUGAGAGAAGGCAAAUUUGGGACAUUUGAGGGAUUCUUUGCUAAGUAUUUUGGAGCUGCUGCCAUGUGGAUCAUUUCAAAGAGAUUGAAAAAUAGACACCAUCUGCAAGAUGACGUGAGACAGGAUCUCUACAAGGCCGUCAAUGAUUGGGUGUCAGCCAUUGGAAAAAACAAGAAGUUUAUGGGAGGCGAUCAACCCAACCUUGCAGAUCUGGUAUGUGUUUUUCUCGAAGUCUAA